Molecule: messenger RNA, 3745 nt
Organism: Homo sapiens (human)
Lineage: Eukaryota; Metazoa; Chordata; Mammalia; Primates; Hominidae
Gene: RECQL
Product: RecQ like helicase
Exons: 15
Coding region: 512-2461 (649 amino acids)
Biological process (GO): DNA recombination; DNA repair; DNA replication
Cellular component (GO): nucleus
Molecular function (GO): 3'-5' DNA helicase activity; ATP hydrolysis activity; ATP binding
Source: RefSeq, marked reviewed
GUGGAUGCUCUCAGCUGGCUGGCGGGAAGAUUUUACUCCCGAGUAGCGGAAAGAUCUGCUCGAGGCCUGGGUGCUUUGGUGUCGGAGAUCCGAGAGUCGGAGAUCGGAGAGUCGGACACAGGACAGUCGGACACCGGACAGUCAAACACCGGAGAGUUAGACCGGGCUUCUCGGUGGGGAGAGGCUCUGGGAUAACUACUGUUACAGCUUUGAAGGGUCAAGGGUGUGCGCUUUUUGUUUCAUCCUUCCCUUUCCUGCUGCAGGGCGAGGCCGGUCUGUAGCGGAUCACUUCCUUUCGCCCACACAUUGGCGGAGGAGAAACCGGAAAGUUAAUCACUGCCCUGCUCUGAGAACUCGGGCCUUUAGGGGCACGUUCGCCUGCUGACCGGUCUUCUGAUCUCCCCAUUCUUUUCCAUGCAGGAGGAUUGGCCACCAAAGCCUGUUUAUUAGCAGCUGCCAUUUGUUGAAAGAAAUUUGGAUUAUUUUAGAAACAAAUUUGGAAAGAAAAAGAAUGGCGUCCGUUUCAGCUCUAACUGAGGAACUGGAUUCUAUAACCAGUGAGCUACAUGCAGUAGAAAUUCAAAUUCAAGAACUUACGGAAAGGCAACAAGAGCUUAUUCAGAAAAAAAAAGUCCUGACAAAGAAAAUAAAGCAGUGUUUAGAGGAUUCUGAUGCCGGGGCAAGCAAUGAAUAUGAUUCUUCACCUGCCGCUUGGAAUAAAGAAGAUUUUCCAUGGUCUGGUAAAGUUAAAGAUAUUCUGCAAAAUGUCUUUAAACUGGAAAAGUUCAGACCACUUCAGCUUGAAACUAUUAACGUAACAAUGGCUGGAAAGGAGGUAUUUCUUGUUAUGCCUACAGGAGGUGGAAAGAGCUUAUGUUACCAGUUACCAGCAUUAUGUUCAGAUGGUUUUACACUCGUCAUUUGCCCAUUGAUCUCUCUUAUGGAAGACCAAUUAAUGGUUUUAAAACAAUUAGGAAUUUCAGCAACCAUGUUAAAUGCUUCUAGUUCUAAGGAGCAUGUUAAAUGGGUUCAUGCUGAAAUGGUAAAUAAAAACUCCGAGUUAAAGCUGAUUUAUGUGACUCCAGAGAAAAUUGCAAAAAGCAAAAUGUUUAUGUCAAGACUAGAGAAAGCCUAUGAAGCAAGGAGAUUUACUCGAAUUGCUGUGGAUGAAGUUCACUGCUGUAGUCAGUGGGGACAUGAUUUCAGACCUGAUUAUAAGGCACUUGGUAUCUUAAAGCGGCAGUUCCCUAACGCAUCACUAAUUGGGCUGACUGCAACUGCAACAAAUCACGUUUUGACGGAUGCUCAGAAAAUUUUGUGCAUUGAAAAGUGUUUUACUUUUACAGCUUCUUUUAAUAGGCCAAAUCUAUAUUAUGAGGUUCGGCAGAAGCCCUCAAACACUGAAGAUUUUAUUGAGGAUAUUGUAAAGCUCAUUAAUGGGAGAUACAAAGGGCAAUCAGGAAUCAUAUAUUGUUUUUCUCAGAAAGACUCUGAACAAGUUACGGUUAGUUUGCAGAAUCUGGGAAUUCAUGCAGGUGCUUACCAUGCCAAUUUGGAGCCAGAAGAUAAGACCACAGUUCAUAGAAAAUGGUCAGCCAAUGAAAUUCAGGUAGUAGUGGCAACUGUUGCAUUUGGUAUGGGAAUUGAUAAGCCAGAUGUGAGGUUUGUUAUCCAUCAUUCAAUGAGUAAAUCCAUGGAAAAUUAUUACCAAGAGAGUGGACGUGCAGGUCGAGAUGACAUGAAAGCAGACUGUAUUUUGUACUACGGCUUUGGAGAUAUAUUCAGAAUAAGUUCAAUGGUGGUGAUGGAAAAUGUGGGACAGCAGAAGCUUUAUGAGAUGGUAUCAUACUGUCAAAACAUAAGCAAAUGUCGUCGUGUGUUGAUGGCUCAACAUUUUGAUGAAGUAUGGAACUCAGAAGCAUGUAACAAAAUGUGCGAUAACUGCUGUAAAGACAGUGCAUUUGAAAGAAAGAACAUAACAGAGUACUGCAGAGAUCUAAUCAAGAUCCUGAAGCAGGCAGAGGAACUGAAUGAAAAACUCACUCCAUUGAAACUGAUUGAUUCUUGGAUGGGAAAGGGUGCAGCAAAACUGAGAGUAGCAGGUGUUGUGGCUCCCACACUUCCUCGUGAAGAUCUGGAGAAGAUUAUUGCACACUUUCUAAUACAGCAGUAUCUUAAAGAAGACUACAGUUUUACAGCUUAUGCUACCAUUUCGUAUUUGAAAAUAGGACCUAAAGCUAAUCUUCUGAACAAUGAGGCACAUGCUAUUACUAUGCAAGUGACAAAGUCCACGCAGAACUCUUUCAGGGCUGAAUCGUCUCAAACUUGUCAUUCUGAACAAGGUGAUAAAAAGAUGGAGGAAAAAAAUUCAGGCAACUUCCAGAAGAAGGCUGCAAACAUGCUUCAGCAAUCUGGUUCUAAGAAUACAGGAGCUAAGAAAAGAAAAAUCGAUGAUGCCUGAUAUGAAUGUUACUAAAUUUUCUAAUUAAAGAUGGUUUAUGCAUGUAUAUGCCAUUAUUUUUGUAGUUAGACAAUAGUUUUUAAAAGAAUUUCAUAGAUAUUUUAUAUGUAUGGAUCUAUAUUUUCAGAGCUUAUCUCUGAAGAUCUAAACUUUUGAGAAUGUUUGAAAAUUAGAGAUCAUGAAUUAUAUAAUUUUCCAGUAUAAAACAAGGGAAAAAUUUUUAUGUAAAACCCUUUAAAUGUAAAAUAUUUGAGAAUAAGUUCAUACAAUCGUCUUAAGUUUUUUAUGCCUUUAUAUACUUAGCUAUAUUUUUUCUUUUGACAUAACUAUCUUUUUGAAAGCAAUAUUAUACUGACAGAGGCUCACUGAGUGAUACUUUAAGUUAAAUAUGUAGAUCAAGGAUGUCCAAUCUUUUGGCUUCCCUGAGCCACAUUGGAAGAAGAAUUGUCUUGGGCCGCACAUAAAAUAUGCUAACACUGAUGAUAGCUGAUGAGCUUAAAAAAAAAAUUGCAAGAAAAAUCUCAUGUUUUAAGAAAGUUUACAAAAAAUGUAAAAUAUUUGAGAAUAAGUUCAUGUAAUUGUCUUAAGUUUUUUAUGCCUUUAUAUACUUAGCUAUAUUUUUUCUUUUGACAUAACCAUCUUUUUGAAAGCAAUAUUAUACUGACAGAGGUUCACUGAGUGAUACUUUAAGUUAAAUAUGUAGAUCAGGGAUGUCCAAUCUUUUGGCUUCCCUGAGCCACAUUGGAAGAAGAAUUGUCUUGGGCCGCACAUAAAAUAUGCUAACACUGACGAUAGCUGAUGAGCUUAAAAAAAAAAAAAUUGCAAGAAAAAUCUCAUGUUUUAAGAAAGUUUACAGAUUUGUGUUGGGCUGCAUUCAAAGCUGUUCUGGGCUGCAUUAGACCCGUGGGCUAGAGUUGGACAAGCUUGUAGAUGAUUUCAGGUUAUAAAACCAGAAGUACAAUUCAACAAAAAAGGAGUAAGUCAUCAAUAUAAAUAUUAGCAAACGAGAUAUUGCUACAUCUCUAUUUAAAGUAAAAUACAACCGAUUUUAAAGUUCCUGAAACCAUAGCCAUAUUUUGACAUUUCACAAAGAAUGGUUCUAGUCUACUAGAGUACAUUUGGCUAAGUAGAUAACUUACCUAAAUUUGCUCCAAAGCUAAAUCACAAGUAAACAUAUUUAUGUUUAAAACACAGAAAUAAAUAACUUAAGAUUUUUAUCUAAGCGGUCAGUGUUGUAUUGGAAAGAUAUAUCUAUAAAUAAACUUUGAACUGAUUUCAAACUUA